AUGGGGCAAGGAGUGGUGAUACACGCGAGAGAAGGGACUUGCUUAGGAAUGAAACAUUAGUAUAUAUUCACCCAAAAAAUCAGUGCACAACUGAUGUGGGCCUAAACUUGCGUCACCUUCCCUAGAAAGGGCAGGCAACCGGCAUGAGUUCGAAUCCUCCUAGAGUCAAAAAUCAUAUAUUUUUAUUUGAUUAUCAAAACUUUCUUAUAGAUCGUCAGUGAAGGAUUAAGCAACUAGAAUCGUCAAAUCAUCGGUAAAAAUCUCAUCAAUGCAAUUCGUGGAGUAUUGCUGCUAAAAUUGCUAAAUGAUUUUUGAUAAAAGGAAUGCGAAUCCAUCGAGUAAAUUAUCUCCGACUGAUUGACGAACAAGCCAUCGUCGAGAAGAGGACAAUUCGCCAGGAGACGAGUUGCCACUUCCUGAGAGCAUACUAGAUGCGAUGAAGAGCCUCCUUGAUAAGUCUUCAUUAUCAUGAGUUAAUAAUUAGUAAAUAAUAUAGUUUUAACCUUAACUCAUGAUAAAUAGACUUAUAUUUGUGUUAAAGAAUGAUUUUUGGUUUUCAAUUGAUUAACGUGAAUUUUUGGGUAAUUAUGUGAUUUUAUACGAUUUUUACAGUCUUACUUUUGAGAUAAAUGAAGAAGAAGAAAUAAAAAUAAAAAUAUUGCAAAAAUGGGGGAGGACCCGCCAGCCAGCCGUGCCCGCAAGUGGGUCGGAAGCACAGUCGGGGAGUAAGCCGCGAGCAGGGGCUCGAGCGGCUUGGCUUGGGGACUGACAGGCACGCGUACGCCACUCCCCUUCCACGUCACCGGUGGCCAGCCGGCUGUGGGGCAAGGAGUGGUCGUACACGCGAGAGAAGGGACUUUGCUCACAAAUCUAACAUUACUAUAUAUUCGCCUGAAAACUCGGCGUACAACCGAUGUGGGACUAAACCCACACCUUCCUCAGAAGAGGCGGGGGCGACCGGCGCGGGUUCGAAUCCUCCCAGAGUCAAAAUUCAUAUAUUUUUAUCUGAUUAUCGCGACUUUCCUGCAGAUCGCCGGUGAAGGAUUAAGCAAUGAAAAUCGUUGGAUCAUCGGCGAAAAUCUCGUCAACGCGAUUCGCAGAGCAUUGCUACUAAAAUUGCUGAACGAUUUGCGAUAAAAGGAUCGUGAAUCCAUCGAGUAAAUCAUCUCCGAUUGAUCGACAAACAAGCCGUCGUCGGGAAGAGGACGAUCCGCCGGGAGACCAGUCGCCACCUCUUGAGAGCGUACCAGAUGUGAUGAAGAGCCUCCUCUUGCUGCGCGGACCUGAGGAUGAAGCUCCCUGACAUGCGCCCCACCUCCAUCCAGCUCCUCUCCGUCGGGUGACAGCCACCGGAGAGCCACAAAGUCGUCGUUUUUCCGCUCCGCCGGGUGACAGCCGCCGGAGACGAUUCGACGACCCACUUCAUUGAUCUCUAGACUUCGCGAGAAGAUCUAGAGAUUGCCCACGUCGUCUUUGUCCAAGCAGAGCCUUCGAGGCCGUGGACAUUGCACGACGAUCCUCCCGAACGCUUAGGAUUCCGGUGCAUCAAUUUAAUUUAUGCUUUAUUUAGUGAUACUUUGUGUGAUUUUAAUUUACCAAACUAUACUUCGUUAAAUUAUGAUUCUUCCGGCUUUUACAAAUCUUAAUUUGAUUAAUUAAGUCGUCUGUAAUCGCUUACGUAAGAAUCAUCGGGUGGAACUCUGUUUCUGCCUGAUUCGCGUUCGCCGGGCGCUGACGUCAUCCUAACGCCCGCACCCUUAUUUCCUUUUUUUUUUGAGAAUUUUAAAUAUAUUUCUUUUUUAUUUCCUAGUAUAAAAUUCGUAAGAAAAUCGUAUUCAUUGAGAAAAAUUCUGAAUAAUUACUAGAUAUUAUAUUACAUCCUUGUGAUUGACCUAGAAAAUUACUGCUAUUUUUGGAAUUUGUAUUGAAUUAUAAUUGAUAUAUUUAUUUUGAAAUACUUCUAAAUAUCCAAAAAUUCAUAUUUUCUAGUUUUAUAAAUUUUAUAUUUGCGUGAUUUAACAUACAACGACUGAGUCACGUCACUCCUCUUACUGCACAGACGUGAGGAUGAAGCUCCUUGACAUGCGCCCCACCUCCAUCCAGUUUCUCUCUGUCAGGUGAUAGUUGCUUGAUAAGUCUUCAUUAUCAUGAGUUAAUAAUUAGUAAAUAAUAUAGUUUUAGCCUUAACUCAUGAUAAAUAGACUUAUAUUUGUGUUAAAGAAUGAUUUUUUGUUUUCAAUUGAUUAACGUGAAUUUUUGGGUAAUUAUGUGAUUUUAUAUGAUUUUUACAGUCUUACUUUGAGAUAAAUGAAGAACAAGAAAUAAAAAUAAAAAUAUUGCAAAAAUGGGGGGACUUGUCGGCCAGCCGGGCGCGCAAGCAGGUCGGAAGUGCAGUCGGUGAGUAAGCCGCAAGUAGGGGCUCGAGUAGCUUGGCUUGGGGACUGACAGGGCACACGUAUGCCACUCCCCUUCCACGUCACUAGUGGCCAGCCGGCUGUGGGGCAAGGAGUGGUCGUACAUGUGAGAGAAGAGACUUUGCUUACAAAGCUAACAUUACUAUAUAUUCGUCCAAAAAAUUGGCAUACAACCAAUGUGGGACUAAACCCCCGUCACACCUUCCUCAAAAGAGGCACCUCUCCGUCAGGUGACAGCUGCCGGAGAGCCAUAAAGUCGCUGCUUUUUCGCUCCACCGAGUUACAGCUGCCAGAGACAAUUCGACAACCCACUUCAUUGAUCUCUAGACUUCGCGAGAAGAUCUAGAGAUUGCCCACAUUGUCUUUGUCCAAGGAGAGCCUUCGAGGCCGUGGACACUGCACGACGAUCCUCUCGAACGCUCAAGAUUCCGGUGCAUCACCGACGCAUCGCCGUCGCGAUGCCAGAACUCUAUUUUUCUGCUUUCAAUUUAAUUUACGCUUCAUUUAGUGAUACUCUGUGUGAUUUUAAUUUACCAAACUAUGCUUCGUUCAAUUAUGAUUCUUCCGGCUUUUACAAAUCUUAAUUUGAUUAAUUAAGUUGUAUGUAAUCGCUUACGUAAGAAUUGUCGGGUAGAACUCUAUUUUUGCCUGAUUCGCGUUCACCAGGCGCUGACAUCAUCCUGACAUCCGCACCCUUAUUUCCUUUUUUUUUGUGAAUUUUAAAUAUAUUUCCUUUUUAUUUCCUAGUAUUAAAUUCGUAAGAAAAUCAUAUUCAUUGAGAAAAUUUCUGAAUAAUUACCAGAUAUUAUAUUACAUCCCUAUGAUAAACUUGGAAAAUUAUUGUUAUUUUUGGAAUUUUGAUUGAAUUAUAAUUGAUAUAUUUAUUUAUAAAUACUUCUAAAUAUCUAAAAAUUCGUAUUUUCUAGUUUUAUAAAUUUUAUAUUUGCGUGAUUUAAUAUACAACGACUGAGUCACGUCAAAUUUUGGUGCCGUUGCCGGGGAUGUAUUGCAUAAUAUUUAGUGUUUUUCUAUUUUUCUCUUAAUAUACACAAAAAAAAACUUAACUCUUGUUUUAUUUUCUUUUUGUCAAUUUUUAUUAGAAAAAGGGAACGAAAAGAAGCACGACAAGGACUGGAGCAUCCUGAAGGUGGGUAACAGUUACUAAAUUUUUCCCUUUAAUUUAUUGAUUUUUAUGCAUGGUAGAAGAUCCUUGCAUCCAAGGCUAGAAAAUCCUUUCAUUAUUUCAUUCAAAAAUAAAAAUCCGAAAGAAAAAUUAAUUUUGAUGGAUCUUGAAGGAACUACAGGUCAAACUGAGAACAAUCCUAUGGCCAUGAAAAAUCAUUAUAUCCCUAAUUCAUUUCAAAGAGCAUCUAAUAUUAGAGUCUCAUUAGCACCCACUAUUAAAUUCAAAAUAAAUCCAGGAAUUUUUCAAAUGUUCCCUAAUUUUCAUGGAUUGCCUUUAGAGGAACCUCAUCAGCACUUAGAAAAAUUUCAUAUGGUCUAUGAUUUAGUUAAUCUUCCUCAAGUUACAUCAAAAAUUAUUAAGAUGAAAUUAUUCCCUCAUACACUUAGGGACAAAGCUAGUCAUUGGCUAUCCACAUUAGAUAGAGAAUUAACUAGCUAGAAAGAUAUAGAACAGGCCUUUCUUCGAAAAUUUUAUCCCUUAAGAAAAACUCAAAAUAUGAGAAAACAUAUAUGGAGUUUUUCUCAAAGACCAAGAGAAACUUUGCAUGAGACAUGGGAAAAAUUCAAGGAUUUACUUAGAAAGUGUCCUCAUCAUGCUAUACCCAAGUGGCAGCUCAAUAGAAUUUUUUAUGAUAGAUUAUUAGAACAACAUAGAAAUAUGGUUGAUUCUAUAUGUGGAGGAGCUUUUAUGGAGAAAAUGCCUGAUGAGAUUUACAAUCUUUAUGAGAAUUUAAGUGAAAAUUCUAGAGAUUAAGCCUCUUUUGAAUUAUAUGACAGGGAUAAGAAGAGAAGAAUUUAUGAAUUGCAUCAUGAUGAUGAUUCUAAACUUAGAAAUGAGGUUAAUCAGAUUAAUCAAAGAUUAGAAAAAAUUAAUUUACUUAUUGACAAUAUUAGAAAGCCUUUUAACCCUCAAUUUAAUUCGAAUAGUACAUGUCCUAUGUAUGGUGAAAAUGAUUAUUUUGAAUUUCAAUGUUAUAAUUUAGAUCAAUCAUUUCACCCUAUGCAAGAACAAGUGCAAGUAGUUCACGGUUUUAAUAGAAAUAGGGAACAUUUUUCAAAUUCUUAUAAUCCUAAUUGGAGGAAUAAUUUUUCAUGGAGAGACCCAAAUAAUAUUCAAAAUCCAGAAGCACUUAGACCCAAUUCAAACUCUGAAUUUCGUCCAAAACAAGAAAAUAGAUUUCAGAAAAAUCAGCCCUCUCAAACCCAACCUGAUGCUAUGGAAAUGAUGUAGUAAAUGAGCCAAAUGAAGCAACAAACUAUGAAUCAAAUGAUGCAGCACUAGAAACAAAUUAUAGAGGCCCUUGGGAAUAAGAGAGAAGAGGAACAACUACCUAGUCAGCCCAUAGAAAAUCCAGGGAACCGCCCAACAAUAGGAUUUCAGCAUGGGGAGUCUACUAGCAUGAAUCUAGGAAAAAACCCACGAAAUGAAAAUGUUAGGAUAGUGAAUGCAUUAAGGAGUGGUAAGAUCUUACCUGAUCCUUAUCCCCAAACAUUAGAAGAAAAAGAAAACGUGGACAACCCAAAACAAAAUCAAAUAGGAGUAGAAGAGGAUUUUAUAGAUUCUACCAAAGAAAUUUCGAAAGAGAGGACAACCAUUCCAUUUCCUAAAGCUCUAGAGCCUAGACAAAGAAAGAAAAAGGAACACAAUCAAGAAAUAAAGAAAAUUUUACAAGAUAUGCAAAUUAGUCUUCCUUUACUCACUGCCAUUGAACAUAUUCCUGAAUAUGCUAGAGUUUUGAAAGAAAUGUGUAUACCAAAAUGGACACCUAGAGUAGAAAAAUUAUCUAUGCAUGCUAGUGCAUUAUUAUUAAAUCAAUUACCAUUUAAAUUGAGAGAUACAGGUGCCCCUUUAACUUUGUGUGAUAUUGGUGGAUUCAUUUUUCAGAAUGCAUUACUUGACACCAGUGCUAGUAUUAAUUUAUUACCUGCAAGUAUUUGUGAUAAAUUUAAUAUUUCUGAUCUUAAACCUUCUACUGUUACCUUACAAUUUGCUGAUAGAUCCAUAAAACAUCCAAAAGGUAUUUUAGAAAAUGUGAUAGUGACAGUUAAAGGGUAUAAAUUUCUAGCUGAUUUUGUAGUGCUGGAAAUGGAUUUUAAUGGACAAUUUUAUGAUACACCAAUCAUCCUAAGGAGACCAUUUUUGCAUACAGCAAAGAUGAAUAUUGAUUUUCCCACAGGUAUUGUGAAAAUUUCAUGUGGAGAUCAAUCAAUAGAAAUUAAAAUUUUUGAGGUAUCAAAUGAUCUUAAGAAAUCCUAAGUAUAUGAUUGUCAUACCAUAGAUCUUCUAGAUGAUUUUGAUGAUCUAGAUGUUAUUGAUGACUAUGUGCUGGAAGAAUUAGAGGAAAAAGAGAAUAUAAAUUUAGAAGAAAAGAAAGAAGAAGAUCAUCUGAAUUUAGAGUUGAAACCUCUUCCCUCUAGUUUAAAAUAUAUGUUUUUGGAGGAAAGUAAUUCAUUUCCUAUUAUUAUUGCAGUUGAUUUGAGUAAUGAAUAGGAAGAAGAAUUAUUAGAUAUACUUCGAAAAAGUAAGAAGGCUAUGGGCCAGAAAAUGAGCGAUCUAAGGGGCAUUGAUAUGAGAGUAUGCAUGCAUAAUAUAUAUUUAGAGGAGGGGGCUAGAACUAGUAGGGAACCACAACGAAGAUUAAAUCCUAACAUGAUGGAAAUUGUAAAAAAAGAAAUUUUAAAGUGGCUGGCUGCUGAUAUUAUUUACCCUAUUUCAGAUAGCAAAUGGGUUAGUCCUACACAAGUAGUGCCAAAAAAAAUAGGGAUCACGAUUAUAAAAAACGAAAAUGGGGAUGAAAUACAAACAAGACUAACUAUUGGUUGGAGAGUUUGCAUUGAUUAUAGAAAAUUAAAUUCAAUUACUAGAAAAGAUCAUUUUCCCCUAUCAUUUACUAAUCAAAUUCUAGAAAAAUUAGCUGGAAAAAACUUUUUUUGUUUUCUGGAUGGAUACUCUGGUUAUAAUCAAAUUUAUAUAAACCCUUUAGAUCAAGGAAAAACAACUUUCACUUGUCCAUUUGGUACUUUUGCUUUUAAACGCAUGCCUUUUGGUCUGUGUAAUGCUCCAGCCACAUUUCAAAGAUGUAUGCUGUCUAUUUUUUCUGAUAUGAUUGGAAAAUACAUGGAAAUUUUUAUGGACGAUUUUUUUGUUUUCGGUGAAUCAUUUGAUGAAUGCUUAAAUCAUUUACAGCAUGUACUUGAGAAAUGCAUAGAGAAAAAAUUAGUUUUGAGUUGGGAGAAAUCACAUUUUAUGGUUAAAGAGGGAGUUGUGUUGGGUUAUAUUGUGAGUGAAAAGGGUUUAGAGGUGGAUAGAGCAAAAAUUGCUAUUAUAUCUAAAUGAAACCUCCGAAUUUAGUAAAACAGAUUAUAUCUUUCUUAGGUCAUGCAGGUUAUUACAGAAAAUUUAUUCAAGAUUUUUCAAAAAUUUUUAAACCUCUCACCAUGCUAUUAUCUAAAGAUGUGCCUUUUAAUUUUGAUGAAAAAUGUUUUGAGUCUUUUUCUGAAAUAAAAAGAUUACUUACUAAGGCACCCAUUUUACAAGCUCCUGAUUGGUCCCUUCCCUUUGAAAUAAUGUGUGAUGCAUCGAAUUAUGCAGUGGGGGCCGUUCUAGGACAAACAAAAGAGUCAAAACCCAUAGUAAUUUCAUAUGCUAGUAAAACUAUAUUCGAUGCUCAAUUAAAUUAUACCAUGACUGAAAAGGAGUUGUUAGUUGUAGUAUUUUCGUUAGAAAAGUUUAGAUCAUAUAUUUUGAGAGCUAAAAUUAUUAUUUAUACUGAUCAUGCAGCAUUAAAAUAUCUGUUAAAUAAGAAAGAUGCAAAGCCACAUUUAUUAAGAUGGAUUUUAUUGUUACAAAAAUUUGACUUAGAAAUAAAAGAUAAAAAAGGUUUCAAGAAUGUUUUUGCUGACCAUCUUUCUAGAUUAAGUGAUACAGGAAUAAAUGCAGCACCUUUACAAGAUGCAUUUCUAGAUGAACAAUUGAUGGCAGCUCAACAUCAACCAUCACCAUGGUAUGCACAUAUUGUUAAUUUUCUGGUUUCUGGAAAAACUCUAGAACAGUGGGAUAAGAACAUAAAAAAUCAUUUCUUUUCUAAGAUUAGAAAUUAUUUUUGGCAUGAUCCUGAUUUAUAUUACUUGGGCAAUGAUCAAAUUUUAAGGAGAUGUGUUCUUGAAGAAGAAUAUCAUAGCAUUAUUAACAUGUGCCAUUCAUCUAACUGUGGAGGACAUUUCUCUGGACGAAAAACAAUUGCAAAAAUUUUUCAGUGUGGUUUUUAUUGGCCUACAAUCAUUAGAGAUUCUAUAGAAUUUAGUAGAACAUGUAUUUCAUGCCAAUCUAUAGGUAACAUGAGUAAAAAAUAUGAAAUGCCCAUGAGUAACAUGUCAGUAGUCGAAAUUUUUGAUGUAUGGGGAAUAGAUUUCAUGGGUCCUUUCCCAUCAGCUGAAAAAUAUGAAUAUAUUUUGCUUGCUGUUGAUUAUGUGUCGAAGUGGGUGGAAGCUAUUCCUACUAGAACUAAUGAUCAUAAAAUCGUGAUGAAAUUUUUGUAGGAAAAUAUUUUUUCGAGAUUUGGAUGUCCUAGAGUGAUUAUUAGUGAUGGAGGAACACAUUUUACAAAUAAACAUUUCAGGGAACUGUUAAAAAAGAAUGGAGUACACCACAAAGUAGCCACUCCAUAUCAUCCCCAAACAAAUGGGCAAGCUGAAGUAGCAAAUAGAGAAAUUCAGAGAAUUUUGAGAAAAAUAGUUAGACCAGAUAGGAAAGAUUGGCCCACGAAAUUACAAGAUGCAUUAUGGGCUUAUAGAAUAGCUUAUAAAAAUCCCAUAGGUAUGUCCCCAUUUCGUCUCAUUUUUGGAAAGCCAUGUCAUCUUGCUGUGGAAAUAGAGCAUAAAGCAUUAUUGGCUAUAAAAAAUUUAUGUAUGGAUGAAAAAUCAGCUGGUGGGCAUAGAAUUUUUCAGUUACAUGAAUUAGAGGAGUUGAGGAAUGAAGCUUAUGAAAAUCAUAGAAUAUAUAAAGAAAAAACUAAAACUUUCCAUGAUAAAUACAUUAGCAAGAAAAAAUUUGAUGUUGGACAAAAAGUGUGGUUAUAUGAUUCUAGGCUGAAAUUAUUCCCAAGAAAGUUAAAAUCAAAAUGGAAAGGGCCUUAUGUGGUGGAAGAGACAUAUGAUCAUGGGACUGUAAUGAUUAAAGAACCUAAAAGUGAUCAUAACUUUAAGGUAAAUAGAUAGCGGCUUAAACAUUACAUAGAAAAUGAACGCCUUGUAGAAAAAGAAAUUUUAUUAUGAAAAGAAAUUUGAGAGUAAGACCAAGGAGUCCAGCUGGAGACAUUAAAUUUAGCACUGCAUGGGAGGCAACCCAUGGUUUUUAUUUCAUUCUGUUUGAUUUUUUUUUAAGCUCUGUUUUUCUUAGAAUUUCGCAGUACUUGUUUCUGUAUUUGUUUUUUUUCGAAAAAGUGCAGGAGGAGGAGUGUAAGAUGAAGUGGAAAAUUAAAAACGAGGUUGAGGUGAUGUCUUUCUGAGCUUAAACAUUUAUGAAAAUAUUUUUAAUGCUUAACUUUGCAAAUAUGCAUACUUCACUUGAAAAUUAUAUUUUCUGCAUAUUCUAUUUCGAGUUUUCUGUGUCAUUGAGGACAAUGUCAUUUUUAAUUUGGGGGGUGAAGUAUUCAUUAUUAAUUUAUGCUGUAGGACGAUAAAGACCAUGUGUUUGCAUUUUAUUCAACUUAAAACAGCAACUAAAAAAAUAAAAAUAAAAGAAAAUUCGGAAAAAUUGCAACAUCUAUUUUCUAGUUUUCUGCUAGAAACAACAGACUGUCAAAAAUAGUAGACAAAAAAUAGCCCAAAAUUUGAAAUCACAGAAGACCCUUUUCUCACAUUUCAAUCCCCUAGAUAUAUAUUACUGAAAUUCGAAAUUACAACAAUAAAGAAGACAGCUUUGAUUUAUUUUUGACAAAUUUAUUGCUGCUAAAAAUAGAACUAAAAACAAAAAAUGGAAUUGUCAGAACUAUCUAAUUUACAAAUUUCUUACAUCAUAUUACAUGCAUGAAAAAUUAAAUCAAUUAGAUUGAUUGAUACCAAGAGAUACUAGGAAGAUUAUUAUUGAGUCAAAAGAAUGAUCUAGUAGCAUAAAAUGUUGGAAUACUCUUUGGAUACAUGAUAGAUAACAUGAAUUUGAUUUUACAGAUUUUCACUUCAUGAUCUUGAUGGAUAGUAUUUACCUGAUGUGAAAAUUUGAUUGAUCAUUUGAGUUUAAUGGAGAUUUUUGCACCCUGAUUUAUAGGACUUGUGAGGAGAAAUCACUUAUUUCAAAAAAAAAAAAAAGAGAGAGCAAUGUGAAAAAUCUAGAAACGAAGAGUACACAUGGAGGGUGUGAGACAUCAUUCUCAUUGUCGAAAAUCUAAAAAAAUGCAUAGAAAAAUACUUGCUGAAAAAUAAGUGGAUAAAGUGAAAGCCCUGAAAAUGAAGAGUACACAUGGAGGGUGUGAGACAUCAUUCUUAUUGUCGAAAUUUGUCUACAAGAAAAGCUACUUAUCCACUAUUUAUAAAAAAAAAAGGAAGAAAUAUAGUGCAAACUUCAAAAAUCAAGUCAUAGAAAAAGGGAAAUGUAAGAUCAAUAUUAUUCUUGGAUGAGUAUUAAUAGUUGGAACAUCUUGUAAAUACAUCUAUGAGUGAAGAAGUGAUAAAGAUGUGAAUAGAAGAAGUGAAGUCUAGAUUGUUAUUCCAAGGAGUGUUUAAACAUUUAAGUGCUUGGCAUCAUUCUUAAAUACUUGAUAUAAGAAUCCAAAGUGUUUAACGGUGCAUCAUUUCUAAUUAUAUAUUUUUUUCUGUAUUGAAAUAUGAUGUUUGAGAUUUGUAAAAUUUUAUUUUCGUAAUUCCAUUGCUAAGGGACUAGCAAUGAUUUAAGUUGGGGGGUGUGAUAAGUCUUCAUUAUCAUGAGUUAAUAAUUAGUAAAUAAUAUAGUUUUAGCCUUAACUCAAGAGAAAUAGACUUAUAUUUGUGUUAAAGAAUGAUUUUUGGUUUUCAAUUAAUUAAUGUGAAAUUUUGGGUAAUUAUGUGAUUUUAUAUGAUUUUUAUAGUCUUACUUUUGAGAUAAAUGAAGAACAAGAAAUAAAAAUAAAAAUAUUACAAAAAUGAGGGGACCCGCCAGCCAGCCGGGCCCGCAAGUAGGUCGGAAGCGUAGUUAGGGAGUAAGCUGCGAGCAGGGGCUCGAGCGGCUUGGCUUGGGGACCAACAGGGCACGCGUACGCCACUCCCCUUCCAUGUCACUGGUGGCCAGCCGGCUGUGGGGCAAGGAGUGGUCGUACAUGUGAGAGAAGAGACUUUGCUUACAAAGCUAACAUUACUAUAUAUUCGCCCAAAAAAUCGGCAUACAACUAAUGUGGGACUAAACCCCCGUCACACCUUCCUCAAAAGAGGCAGGCAACUGGCGCGAGUUCGAAUCCUCCUAGAGUCAAAAUUCAUAUAUUUUUAUUUGAUUAUUACAACUUUCCUGCAGAUCGCCAGUGAAGGAUUAAGCAACGAGAAUCGCUGGAUCAUCAGCGAAAAUCUCGUCAAUGCGAUUCGCGGAGCAUUGCUACUAAAAUUGCUGAACGAUUCACGAUAAAAGGAUCACGAAUCUAUCGAGUAAAUCAUCUCUGAUUGAUCGACGAACAAGCCGUCAUCGAGAAGAGGACAAUCUGCUGGGAGACUAGUCGCCACCUCCUGAGAGCAUACCAGAUGCGAUGAAAAGCCUCCUCUUGCUGCGCGAACUUGAGGAUGAAGCUCCCUGACACGCAUCCCACCUCCAUCUAGCUCCUCUCCGUCGGGUGACAACUGUCGGAGAGCCGUAAAGUCACCGUUUUUCCGCUCCGCCGGGUGAUAGCCGUCGGAAACGAUUUGACGACCCACUUCAUUGAUCUCUAGACUUCGCGAGAAGAUCUAGAGAUUGCCCACAACGUCUUUGUCCAAGGAGAGCCUUCGAGGCCGUGGACACUACACGACGAUCCUCCCGAACGCUUAGGAUUCCGAUGCAUCGCCAACGCAUUGCCGUCGCGAUGCCAGAACUCUGUUUUCCUGCUUUCAAUUUAAUUUACACUUCAUUUAGUGAUACUCUAUGUGAUUUUAAUUUACCAAACUAUACUUCGUUCAAUUACGAUUCUUUCAGCUUUUAUAGAUUUUAAUUUGAUUAAUUAAGUUGUCUAUAAUCACUUAUGUAAGAAUCGCUAGGCAGAGCUCUGUUUCUGCCUGAUUCGCGUUCGCUGGGCGUUGACAUCAUCCUGACGUCCGCACCCUUAUUUCCUUUUUUUUCGUAAAUUUUAAAUAUAUUUCCUUUUUAUUUCCUAGUAUUAAAUUCGUAAGAAAAUCGUAUUCAUUGAAAAAAUUUCUGAAUAAUUACCAGAUAUUAUAUUACAUCCUUGUGAUAGACCUGGAAAAUUAUCGCUAUUUUUGGAAUUUUUAUUGAAUUAUAAUUGAUAUAUUUAUUUAGAAAUACUUCUAAAUAUCUGAAAAUUCAUAUUUUCUAGUUUUAUAAAUUUUAUAUUUGCAUGAUUUAAUAUACAACGACUAAGUCACGUCACUGGCAGAGAGCCACAAAGUCAUCGUUUUUCCGCUCCGCUGGGUGACAACCGCUGGAGAUGACUCGAUGACUCAUUUCAUUAAUCUCUAGACUUCCCGAGAAGAUUUAGAAAUUGCCCACGUCGUCUUUGUCCAAGAGGAGCCUUCAAGGCUGUGGACACUACAUGACAAUCCUUCCGAACGCUUAGGAUUUUAGUGCAUCGUCGACGCAUCGCCGUCGCAACGUUAGAACCCUAUUUUCCUACUUUCAACUUACUUUACACUUCAUUUAGUGAUAAUUUUUGUGAUUUUAAUUUACCAAAAUAUACUUUGUUCAAUUAUGAUUCUUCUGACUUUUAUAGACAUUAGUUUCAUUAGUUAAAUCAUCUGUAAUCACUUACGUAAAUAAUCGUCAAGCAGAACUCUAUUUCUGCCCAAUUUCCAUUCGCCAGGCACUGAUGUUAUCUUGACAUCCGCACCCUUAUUUCCCUUUUUUAUGAAUUUUAAAUAUAUUUCCUUAGUAUAAAUUCUUAGAAAAUCGUAUUCAUUGAGAAAAAUUCUAAAUAAUUACCAGAUAUUAUAUGACAUCCCCGUGAUCAAACUGGAAAAUUACUACUAUUUUUUGUAAGUUUAAUUAAAUUAUAAUUGAUAUAUUUGUUUAAAAAUACUUCUAAAUAUCCAAAAAUUCGUAUUUUCUAGUUUUAUAAAUUUUAAAUUUGCGUGAUUUACUAUACAAUGAUUGAGUCACAUCAAAUAUAUACUAAUAUUAUAUUUGUUAGCAAGUCCCUUCUCUUGUGUGUAUGACCACUCCUUGCCCCACAGUUGGUUGACCAUUGGUGACGUGAAAGGGGAGUGGCGGCACAUGUCCCUAUUAGUCUAAGCCACUCGAGCCCCUACUCAUAGGUACUCCUUGACUGAGCUUCCGACCCGCUUGCGGGCCCAGCUGGCUGGCAGAUCCCCCUUGUUUUGUCUUAUUUUUUUUUUAUUUCUUUUUUUUAUUUAUCUCAAAAGUAAGAUUGUAAAAAUCAUAUAAUUUCAUAUAAAAUCACAUAAUUACCUAAAAAUUUAUAUUAAUCAAUUGAAAACCAUUUUUCACACUUUAACACAAAUAUAAGUCUAUUUAUCAUGAGUUAAGGCUAAAAGUAUAUUAUUUACUAAUUAUUAACUCGAUAAUGAAGACUUAUCACACCUCCCAACUUAAAUCAUUGCUAGUCACUUAGCAAUGGAAUUACAAAAAUAAAAUUUUACAAAUCUCAAACAUCAUAUUUCAAUACAGAAAAAAAAAUACAAUUAGAAAUGAUGUACCUUUAGACAGUUUGAAUUUUUAUAUCAAGUAUUAAGAAUGAUGUCAAGCACUUAAAUAUUUAAACACUCCUUGGAAUAACAAUCUAGACUUCACUUCUUCUAUUCACAUCUUUAUCACUUGUUCACUCAUAGAUACAUUCACAAGAUGUUCCAAUUAUCAAUACUCUUCCAAGAAUAAUAUUUCCCUUUUUCUAUGACUUGACUUUUGAAGUUUGCACUAUAUUUCUUCCUUCUUUUUUUUUAUAUAUAUAGUGCAUAAGUAACUUUUUUUGUAGAUAAAUUUCAACAAUAAGAAUGAUGUCUCACACCCUCCAUGUGUACUGUUCAUUUUCAGGGAUUUCAUUUUAUCUACUUAUUUUACAGCAAGUGUUUUUCUAUACACGAUUUCCGACAAUGAGAAUGAUGUCUCACACCCUCCAUGUGUACUCUUCAUUUCUAGAUUUUUCACAUUACUCUUUUUUUUUUUGAAAUAAAUGAUUUCUUCUCACAAGUCCUAUAGAUCAUGGUGUAAAAAUCUCCAUUAAACUCAAAUGAUCAAUCAAAUUUUCACAUCAAGUAAAUACUAUCCAUCAAGAUCAUGAAGUGAAAAUCUGUAAAAUCAAAUCCAUAUUAUCUAUUAUGUAUCCAAGGAGUAUUCCAACAUUUCAUGCUACUAGAUCAUUCUUUUAACUCAAUAAUAAUCUUCCAAGUAUCUUUUUGUAUCAAUCAAUCUAAUUGAUUUCAUUUUUCAUGCAUGCAAUAUGAUGUAAGAAAUUUGUAAAUUAGAUAGUUCUGACAGUUUUGUUUUCUAUUUUCAAUUCUAUUUUUAGUAACAAUAAAUUUGUCAAAAAUAAAUCAAAACUAUCCUCUUUAUAGUUGUAAUUUUGAAUUUCAGUAAUAUAUAUCUAGGGGAUUGAAAUGUAAGAAAAGGGUCUGUAGAAUUUCAAAUUUCUGGCUGUUUUUUUGUCUACUAUUUUUGAUAGUCUGUUGUUCCUAACAUAAAACCAAAAAAUAGAUGUUGUAGUCUUUCUGAAUUUUAUUUUAUUUUUAUUUUUUCAGUUGUUGUUCUAAGUUGAAUAAAAUGCAAACACAUGUUCUUAAUCGUCCUACAGUAUAAAUUAAUAAUGAAUACUUCACCCCCCAACUUAAAAAUGACAUUGUCCUCAAUGACACAGAAAAAUCAAAACAUAAUAUGCAGAAAAUAUAAUUUUUACAUGAAGCAUGCAUAUGUGAAAAGUUAAGCAUUAAAAAUAUUUUCAUAGAUGAUAAAGCUCAGAAAGAUAUCACUUCAACCUCAUUUUUAAUUUUUCACUUUAUCUUACACUCCUCCUCUUGCACUUUUUGAAAAAAACAAAUACAAAAAUAAGUAUUGUGAAAUUCUAAGAAAAAUAGAGCUUAAAAAAAAUCAAACAAAAUAAAAUAAAAAUCAUGGGUUGCCUCCCAUACAACGCUGAAUUUAAUGUCUUCAGUUGGACAGCUCUUAGAUCAUAUAAGAUGAUCUAUGGCCAUCAAAAUAUAUUUGUAUCCCAAGGUAAGUUUCAUGAUAUUCCUUUUUAGAUUUAGCAUAAAUUCAUAUACUUCAUAUAUAUACCUUGACAUACUUUCAACAAAAAAAAGUGGAAAUUAAUAAAAUUUUCUCAAAAAUAAUAUUUCCAUUUUAAAAAGAAUCUUUCAUUAUUUCUAUGUUGUUUUGUAAGUAUCUCCUUCAUUAAUAAAUACUUUCUAUUAAUAAACUAUAAAAUGUGAUUAGGCCAUAUAAUUUUUAAAUUAACUCUUGCCCAAUCUAGAAUUUUUUCAUCUAAAUUGAUAUCUCUAAUUCUUCCACUCACCCAUUUCUUAAUGUGUUCUUUAUCUACAUAAUCUUCCCCUCUUCCAUUUUAUCUUCUAUACAUAUUUAUUCAAUUUACGAGGAGUGAAAUAUUUCAAGCUUAGAAAUAAUUCUAAUGGGCUGUGGGUUUCGAAGGAUGGAAGGAUUGUCUUCUUUAAUAUCAGAUCUAAUGAAUUCAGUAAAAUUCAAAUUUUCUCCUCUAAAAUUAUCUCUAUAUUCAUAUUCAUUAUUUUCGUUUCUCCCCAUUAGUUGAAUCAACUCUUUUUCUAGCUUUUUGUUUCUCAACUCAUCAAAUUCUUCAUCUUCCCAAGAGCUAUCUUUUAAUUUCAGUAUAUGAUAUAUAUCAUCAUCUUGACUAUCAACAUCCAUGGUGCAAAAUUAUGAUUAUAUUUAUUAAUUUCAUCUCCUACAUCUCCCAAAUCAAUUGAUUUUUCUUCACCUGAACUAUGUUUUUCUUCAUUUCUGUCCUUACUCCCUUCUACUAAAAUUUGGAUGAUUCUUCCAUGAUCAACUGCUAUUUCUUCAUCUAAGGGCUCUUUCUCCUCAUCAUCCUCACUAUAUUCAUUUAUCAAUUGUGAGCAAUAAAUGAUUUUAUUUAAAUUUUCUGCUACUAUAUUUUCGGUCUUAAUAUUCUCAUUUACUUCUAAUGGAUCAUUGAUUUCUUCUAAUAAUUAGAAAUAAUAAUCAAGUAAAAUAUUCUCACUCAAUAUAUUUAUUGUCCUAACAUUUUCAUUUCGUGGGUUUUUUUCUAAUUUUAUCUAGCUAGACUCUCCUUGUUGAAAUCCUACUGUUAGAUAGUUUUCUGAAUUUUUUAUAGGCUAACUAGGUGGCUGUCCCUCUUCUCUCCUAUUCUCAAAAGUCUCUAUAAUUUGUUUUUAGUACAACAUCAUGUGAUCAUAGUUUGUUGCAUCAUUUGGCUCAUAGCUUGUUGCAUUCUUUGGCUCAUAGUUUAUUACAUCAUUUGGCUCAUUUGUUGUAUCAUUUCUAUAGUAUCAAGUUGGGUUUGAGAGGGCUGAUUUUUCUGAAAUCUAUUUUCUUAUUUUGGACAAAAUGCAGAGUUUAAAUUAGAUCUAAGUGUUUCUGAAUUUUGAAUAUUAUUUGGGUUUCUCUACGAAAAAUUAUUCCCCCAAUUAGGAUUAUUAGAAUUAGAAAAAUAUUUCCUAUUUUUACUAAAAUCGUGGGGUACCUACACUUGUUCUUGCCUAAGAUGAUAUUGAAUUUAGAAAUGAUCAUUUUCACCAUAAAUAGGACAUGUACUAUUUGAAUUAAAUUGAGGGUUAAGAGGCUUUCUAAUACUGUCAAUAAGUAAAUCAAGUUUUUCUAAUCUUUGAUUAAUCUAAUUAACCUUAUUUCUAAAUUUAGAAUCAUCAUCAUGAUGUAAUUCAUAAAUUUCUCUCUUUUUAUCCUUGUCAUAUGAUUCAAAAGAGACUUGAUCUCUAGAAUUUUCACUUAAAUUCUGAUAAAGACUAUAAAUCUCAUCAAGAGUUUUCUCUAUAAAAGCUCUUCUACAUAUAGAAUCAACCAUAUUUCUAUGUUGUUCUAAUAAUUCAUCAUAAAAAAAUUUAUUGAGCUGCCACUUGGGUAUAGCAUGAUGAGGACACUUUCUAAGUAAAUCUUUGAAUGUUUCCCAUGUCUCAUGUAAAGUUUCUCCUAGUCUUUGAGAAAACUCCAUAUAUGUUUUCUCAUAUUUUGAGUUUUUCCUAAGGGAUAAAUUUUUUGAAGAAAGGCUUGUUCUAUAUCUUUCCAGCUAGUUAAUUCUCUAUCUAAUGUGGAUAGCCAAUGACUAGCUUUGUCCCUAAGUGUAUGAGGGAAUAAUUUCAUCUUAAUAAUUUUCGGUGUAACUUGAGAGAGAUUAACUAAAUCACAGACCACAUGAAAUUUUUCUAAGUGUUGAUGAGGUUCCUCUAAAAGCAAUCCAUGAAAAUUAGGGAGUAGUUGAAAAAUUCCUGGAUUUAUUUCGAAUUUAAUAGUGGGUGCUAAUGGGACUCUAAUAUUAGAUGCUCUUUGAAAUGAAUUAAGGAUAAAAUGAUUUUUCAUGGCCAUAGGAUUGUUCUCCGUUUGACCUGUACUUCCUUCAGGAUCCAUCAAAAUUAAAUUUUCUUUCGGAUUUUUAUUUUUGAAUGAAAUAAUGAAAGGAUUUUCUAGCCUUGGAUGCAAGGAUCUUCUACCAUGCAUAAAAAAUCAAUAAAAUUGAGGAAAAAAAUUAGUAAUUCUUACCCUCCUUCAAUAUGCUCCAUUCCUUGCUUGCUUCUUUUUGUUCUCUUUUUCUAAAAAACUAAUUUGGUAAAAAAUAAAAAUAAAAUAAGAGUUAGUUUUAUUUUAUUUUGUGUACUCUAAAAGAAAAAUAGAAAAAUACUAAAUGUUAUGCAAUACAUCCCCGGCAAUGGCACCAAAAUUUGACGUGACUCAGUCAUUGUAUAGUAAUUCAUGUAAAUUUAAAAUUUAUAAAACUAAAAAAUAUGAUUUUUUAAAUAUUUAGAAGUAUUUCUAAACAAAUAUAUCAAUUAUAAUUCAAUAAAACUUUUCAAAAAUAAUAGUAAUUUUCCAAGUCAAUCACAAGGAUGUAGCAUAAUAUUUGGUAAUUAUUCAGAAUUUUUCUUACUAAAUACGAUUUUCUAUGAAUUUUAUACUAAGAAAUAAAAAGAAAAUAUAUUUAAAAUUCAUGAAAAAGGAAAAUAAGGGUGCAGAUGUCAGGAUGACAUCAGUGCUCAGCGAAUGCGAAUCAAGCAAAAACAGAGUUCUACCUGACGAUUCUUACAUAAGUGAUUACAGAUAAUUUAAUUAAUCAAAUUAAGAUCUAUAAAAGUCAGAAGAAUUGUAAUUGAAUAAAGUAUAUUUUGGUAAAUUAAAAUCACAAAAAUUAUCACUAAAUGAAGUGUAAAGUAAGUUGAAAGUAGGAAAAUAGAGUUCUAGCAUCAUGACGGCGAUGCCUCGGCGAUGCACUGGAAUCCUAAGCGUUCGGGAGGAUCGUCAUGUAGUAUUCACGGCCUUUAAGGCUCUCUUUGGACAAAGAUGACGUGAGCAAUCUCUAGAUCUCCUUGUGAAGUCUAGAGAUCAAUGAAAUGGGUCGUCAAAUCGUCUUCGGCGGUUGUCACCUGGCGAAGUAGAAAAAUGGUGACUUUGUGGCUAUCCGGCGGCUGCCACUUGACGAAGAGGAGUUGGAUGGAGGUGGGGCGCGUGUCAGGGAGCUUCAUCCUUAGGUCCACGCAGCAAGAGGAGACUUUUCAUCGCAUCUAGUACGCUCUCAGGAGGUGGUGACUUGUCUCCCGAUAAAUUAUCCUCUUCCUGACGAUGGCUUAUUUGUUGAUCAAUCGAAGAUAAUUUACUCGAUGGAUCUGCGAUCCUUUUAUCAUGAAUCAUUCAACAAUUUUAGUAACAAUGCUCUACGAAUCGCAUUGACAAGAUUUUUGAUGAUGAUCCAAUGAUUCUCGUUGCUUAAUCCUUCAUCAGCAAUCUGUAAGAAAGUUGCAAUAAUCAAAUAAUAAUAUAUGAUUUUUGACUUUAGGAGGAUUCAAACCCAUGCUGGUUGCCUGCCCUUUCUAGGGAAGGUGAUGCAGGUUUAGUCCUACAUCAGUUGUGCACUGAUUUUUUAGGCGAAUAUAUAUUAAUGUUUCAUUCCUAGGCAAGUCCCUUCUCUCAAAUGUAAGACCACUCGUUGCCCCACAGCCAACUAGCCACUAGUGAUGUGGAAGGGGAGUGGCACACAUGUGCCCCUAUUAGUCCAAGCUGCUCGAGCCUCUACUCACGGCUACUCCCUAAUUGAGCUUCCGAUUUUCUUGCAGGCCUGGCUGGUCGGCAGGUCCCCCUCAUUUUAUCUUAUUUUUAUUUUUUAUUUCUUUUUCUUCAUUUAUCUCAAAAGUAAGACUGUAAAAAUCAUAUAAAUUUGUGUAAGAUCACAUAAUUACCCAAAAAUUCACAUUAAUCAACUGAAAAUCACUUUCCAUACUUUAACACAAAUAUGAGUCUAUUUAUCAUGAGUUAAGGCUAAAACUAUAUUAUUUACUAAUUAUUAACUCAUGAUAAUGAAGACUUAUCAGGCCCUCAAGCUUAUAAGCCACAAAAAAGGCUACAAAAGUGGCUUAUUGGGCCUCUAAAAGAGAGACCCAAUAAGCUCCCCUAAAAAGAGAAAGAGAAGGGCCCUCAUAUGGUGCUUAAGUGGGCCUCAAUUGAAGACCCAAAUAAGCCCCAAAAGAAGCCCAAAAAUAGAAAGAAGCCUAGGUCCCCCCCCUUAGGGUUUUAAUUGGGCCUCAAAAGAGAGACCCAAUAAAACCCUAAAGAAAGGGAGACACAAACAACAACACAUACAUAGAAUUGGGCCCGCUAACACACAAACGUGAGGUCCAACAAGGCACGUGAAAAUACAAAGAAAGAUAAGGGUGAGCUCGAGCUCGUCCUUCAUGAGUUAAUAAUUAGUAAAUAAUAUAGUUUUAGCUUUAACUCAUGAUAAAUAGAUUUAUAUUUAUGUUAAAAUGUCAAAAGUGAUUUUCAAUUGAUUAACAUGAAAUUUAGGUAAUUAUAUGUUUUUAUACAAAUUUAUAUGAUUUUUACAGUCUUACUUUUGAGAUAAAUGAAGAAAAAAAAAAAGAAAUAAAAAUAUAAAAAAAUGGAGGGGACCCGCCAGCCAGUCCCCUUCCACAUCACCAGUGGCUAGCCAACUAUGGGGCAAGGAGUGGUCGUACAUGCACGAGAAAGGGACUUGCUUUCAAAUGAAACAUUAUUAUAUAUUCGUCCAAAACUUCAGCACACAAGUGAUGUGGGACUAAACCCACAUCACAACUUCCCUAGAAAUAGGUGGGCAAUUGGCACGGGUUUGAAUCCUUCUAGAGCCAAAACUCAUAUUUUUUAUCUAAUUAUCACGACUUUCCUAUAAAUCGCUAGUGAAGGAUUAAGCAAUCAAAAUCAUUAGAUCAUUGGCAAAAAUCUCAUCAACGUGAUUCACGGAGCAUUGUUACUAAAAUUACUGAAUAAUUCGUGAUAAAAGGAUUGUGAAUCCAUCGAGUAAAGCAUUUUCGAUUAAUCGACAAAUAAGUCAUUGUCGGGAAGAGGAUAAUCUGCUGGGAGAUGAGUCGCCACCUCUUGAGAGUGUAUCAGAUGUGAUGAAGAGCCUCCUCUUGCUAUGCAAACCUGAGGAUGAAGCUUCCUAACAUGCGCCUUACCUCCAUCUAGCUCUUCUCCGUCGGGUGACAGCCGCCGGAGAGCCACAAAGUUGCCAUUUUUCUACUCCGCCAAGUGACAGCCGUCGGAAAUGAUUCAACGACCCAUUUAUAACGACUAAGUCACGUCAACUUGCCAACAAAGACCUCACAAAUUCUCUCUUUAUUUUUUGUGCAAGUACCCAAUACGAUACUUGAGGUCAUAAAGAAGAUAAGGAUACAAUAAAACUUAGCUUAGAAUUGUAGAAGAAAAUAGGAAAAAUGAAGCACUGUGAUAUCCCCAAAUAGCUAUUAAGGCUUGUUGUUGAAUGGAACAGGUUUCUUGCUUGAGACUAUUUUAUAAUCAUUUCACAUUUGGAAUUACAAGAAAUUGAUGUUGCACAAAAAAGCUAAUGACAACAUACUGACAAGACUCAUUGUAUCAAAAUAUUCACAUACUUUAAUGGCAUUUAAUUUAACUCAAUGUGAUAUUAAAAUUUUAAGUUUCAUGCUUUCUUUAGCUCACAUUCUAGAAAAUGGACUUCUAAAAGAAAUGAUGUAGGAUUUGUUCUUCAAUUUGUGUUCUAGUAAAGGGUUCCAAGACCUAGUGGGAAACAAAUAAACAAGAGUAUCAAGCUGGCUUAGCUAGCUGGGCCUAUCGUUAUUGUACUGCUCUAAAUCAACCCUUUUUGGGUAUGCCUGAGAUAUAAUGAAGUACAAUUCCAUACAGUAGACUGUCUUUAAUCCGGUGAUUCUCAACAUUUUACAGAUGGUGAGGCUAAGUUUGUCCCGUUAUUAUCUUUCAAAAGGCCAGGUCACGUGAAGGGAACUGAAAAUAUGGGCUGGAUUCUGCCAGCCCCGGGCCCAAACCAGACGUUGGUAGCCGCUACAGUUGUGCGAAAUAAAAUUUCAAGAUGCAGAUAAAAUUUUGGUGACGUGCUCACAUUAGCGAAUAGGAAUCAUAAUCGGGAGAAAAGGGCUUGAGUAGGUUUCAUGAGUGGUGGAGGCACACUACAGGAAAAAGACCGCGGCAGGUGGCACGCGCGUGGUGGGUAUCAGUUGUCUACAAAUCCAAGGCGGGACUGA
Spirodela intermedia is the source of this 21446-nucleotide messenger RNA. The record is from the annotation of a GenBank genome assembly. NCBI's taxonomy places the organism in Eukaryota, Viridiplantae, Streptophyta, Magnoliopsida, Alismatales, Araceae.